This is a messenger RNA of Leptomonas pyrrhocoris, 4803 nucleotides long. RefSeq lists its product as hypothetical. Gene Ontology annotation, molecular function: hyaluronic acid binding. NCBI's taxonomy places the organism in Eukaryota, Euglenozoa, Kinetoplastea, Trypanosomatida, Trypanosomatidae. The transcript has a single exon. Bases 211 to 4803 code for a protein of 1530 amino acids. The record is from RefSeq and is a predicted model, not a curated record.
GGCCUGUUGGGACGUAUACGCACAAAGGCUCUUCCUUCUCCUUCGGAGGAGCUCUUUCUCCCUUUAUAUAUAUUUGAUGCCACGCGUAACGAGAAGACACAUUUAGUUUUGUAUGCAUCAGCAAAUUUGACGCGUUUGUGGUUUUUCUUAGAUCUUCUUUUACUGCUCUUAUCUACUCUUUUUUUUUUACUUUUCCUUUUGGACCUCACGAUGGAGAAUCGAAAGCUGAAGCGCUACGACUCAGCGCCGAUCUCCUCCGGCACGUCAUCGUCGUCGGCCGCCGCUGCCCGCGCCGCAGCGCAUAUCUCACACGUACCACGUCCGCAGGCCUCCCCCUCCGCCAAGCCCAUGAUUAACGCGUCGGCCUCAUCGUCGGCCUCCGCCGCUGCUGCUGCUGCUACUCCUCCCACAGCCGACCGCUCCGCCGAGCCCUUCGCGAAGCAGCUCGAAGCGUACUACCGCUGCAUGGAAGAGGACAAUCAGGCGCUGAUGAAGCACUACGAGACUCACGUCGCGGACAUCGCCUCCCUUAAGGCCCUCGCGCAGGAGCGCAAGUACAAGGAGGCGGUCUUCAAAACAAUGGAAGCCAAGACAGCCGCGAUGGACGCCUUUCUGCAGGAGUUGGCGGACCUGACGGCGCCGAGUCGCGGACUGCGCGCGAGGGGGGACGCAAACCUGCGAAGCCCCGCAGGCAGCACUCCUGUGAAGACCGCCGGCAGUACUCAGAAGGCCUCGCCCACCGUCGCGGCACCGGCCGCCUCGAUGGACAGCGUACGCGAGGCGGUACAGCAGCUGCAGGCCUCUCUACAGGCGGCAUGCACCAACGAGGCGAGGCACCAGCUGACCAUUCAAGCACUCGAGAAGGAGCUGGCAGAGUGGAAGGAAAAGGCGCGGGCACGCCACGUCCGGACGAAGUCGGGUGCGACGGACGGCGGUGUCACGACCGAGGAGGACAGCUGCUUCCUGCCCGGCACCGCGAAGGAACUGCGCGAGGCGCAACGACGAAUGCGGGACUUGGAGCGUCAACUGAUGAAGGCAACAACGGAGGCGAAGGACGCGGCGGCCGCCCUCGCACUGUUGGAGCAGCAGCACCUCGUGUCGACGCUAACGUUGCAGCGCCGCGACGAUGAGCUGCUGGCGAUGCGUGGGCUGCUGAACUCAAAGGAACAGCUGCUGGCGGCGCUGGAAGAGGAGACGAAGACGGCACGAGCGUCCACCACCGCGGGUACGACGACGGCGGCGGCGGCAGUGACCCCUGCUACCCGGGCUCGCGGCAGCGCCCGCUUCGUUCGCAUGAACUCCGCCCCUGCGGCGGCGGGGUCGGCGGGACACCGCUGCGGCGGUGAGACGAGCAGCGACCGCCUCGUCGUCACCCACCACUACCGCCUCCUCGGUGGUCAGCGCUUCGUCGACGGGCAGGUCUUCUCGGCCGAGUCCUUCAAGGACGCCUUUCUGCGCUCCGUCUCGACGAUGCUGCACGUCCCGUACGGGUACCUGACCAGCGUCGAGGUGCGCACCCACGCCGAGGCGGUCAGCGUGGAGCUGGACAUCCGCCACUCCUCGCGCGUAAAGGAGGACGAGAUCGACUUCCUUUUGCUCAGCCACGACUACCCAGAGGUGAUGACGUUUCUGGAGAAGGUGAAGGCAGAGCUGGCCGCGACGACGCCGCCGGACCGCAACGCUGUCCGUGUGCGGGAGCUGCAAGCAACGCUGGCGGAAAAGGAGGAGGAAGUCGGCGACCUGCGCCGGAAGCUGCGCGCCGUGGAGGAGUCCGUCGAGCGCCGCGACCGCGAACGCGAGGUUCUCGAUAAGGACGUCGACGUCACGUUGCACGAGACGGAGCGCACCGUGACGGAGCUUUAUGAAGCCCUGCAAGCGGCCCAGCAGGAGACGCAAGCCGCGCAGAAGGCGCUGAGUUUGAAGUCGUCGCAGGCACGCGUCCUGGAGCACGCGAAGAGCGCCGUGGUCGACGCCGCUGCCGCAGCGGAGCGAAACCUCAAGCAGGAAAUAGAAGCACUGAAAGAUCGGCUCGCGCAAUCACUGGACGACCUCAACAAAGCAAAGGAUAGCGUCACCGAGGCCGUGCUACGCGCACAGGCCGAUGAGAAGAUGGAUGUGCACCUCGCCGUGUGCUCGUUUGAUAUUCCCCUGUCUUACUCUUCCUGUGCAUCUGCGCCUCGCAUCGCGUCGACACUCCUGCAGAACGCGCAGGAGAGGCGCGUGUUGCACGCCCUGGUGCUCGCCUACGCCGGCUGCACCGGCGGUGCGAUUCCCGUCCAGGUAAAGAGCUGUGUGUUCUCCGAGGGCAGCAACAGCGGCUCGUCCUCCGCCCUGCACGUGGACGUGGAGCUAGCCUACUACGCCAACGCGCGCACUGGCGACGCCGUGACGGCGGAGAUCAACAGGAAGCUCAGCGAGGGCGGCAGCUGCACCUUUGUCCAGGAGUACCUGCGCAUGCGUGGCGAGUCGGCCAGGAAGGACGCGACGGCCGCUGCGGAUGCGCAGCGAGCGAUCAGCGAGGCGGAGCAACGUGCCACCGCCGCACUGGCCGCGAUGCGUGCCGAGACGCAGCACGCACACGCGACAAAGCUGGAGGCGGCGGUGAGCCAACUUCAGCAGAUCUCGGCACGCCUGACGACCGUGUUUCCUGACUCUUCCCCGGCAGGCACCGGCUCGCCGAGUAAGGCCAACUCCGUCGUCGGCCGCGUCGAACAGCUUAUUAUGCGCGUCACGACCGCCGAGGCCGCCGCACACCGGCACGCAGAGGAGUGUCAGCGCGCGACGCGGCGCCUGACCGAAGCGCAGCAGGAGCGGGAGCAGCUGCAGCAGACGCUGAGCGAGCUGACGGCGCGCUGCGCGGAGGUGCGCCUGGCGAAGGAGCAGCUGGCCGCACGCCUCGCCACGGCGGAGGAUCAGCGGACGGCGGCGCAGACCGCCGCGGCCACGUCGGAGGGCGCGCUGGCGGAGAAGGUGCGACGGCUGGAGGCCACGCUGCGUGCCACGACAGCGGCUGCCGAGGCGGAGAAGGCGAAGUCAGCCGAGGAGGUGCAGGCGGCGUUGGCGGCGUUGGCCGCUCGCGUGGUGGAGGCGGAAGCGGAGUCGAAGCGGCUGCGGGCACAGCUCACCGCUGCGACGGCGGUGGCUGGGGGGGACUCCAGGAAGGAGGAAUCCGCGCUGCGUGAGGCGCUGCGACUGGCGAAAGAAGACCGCACCGCACUGGCGCGACAAGUGAAGGAGAUGGAGACGGACAUGAAUGACUUGUCCAACAUCCAGGCCGCCAUGCAGCGCGAACUAGAGUCCGCCCAGCAGGAGCUGCGCGCCAAGAAGCACGACUUCGACCUCCUCGUGAAGCAGCUCAUCCGUAUGGAGGAGAAGGAGAAGAAGUGGCAGUCGGACCCGCACCCACCCGUUGCGUCGCCCGACUCGCCCUCUCGCCUGCAGAACGAAGAGGCGGAGAAGGAUGACGUGGCGCGGGAGUCGCUCGUUGUGCUGACGAACAGCAACACAAACCUCCAGCAGUGUCUGCGCAAGUUGCAGCGCACCAUGAAUACGAUGGGCAUGGAGAUGAACGCGGCAGCGAGGGGCAGCAGCAGCAUCAACAACAGCGGCAGUGGAAUCUACAACGGUUCUGCCAGCUCGACCGCGCCGGCGGUGGAGGACAACGGUAGCAACGGCAGCGGACGCGGGUCGCGGCGCAGUGGACACCGCAAAGGCGCGCUAUCCGCCACGGUGUCGCGCGCCGCGAUGGACCACCAGCAGCUCUCCGCCCACCUCUCCAGCCUGCUCUUACUGAUGCUAGAGACGCUGGAAAACGGCCUCAAUGGUAGUAACAGCGAUGCGGGUGCCGGCGAGGGUGGUCGCACAGCAGACAGUGCGGCGGCAUGUACGCGCACCGCCAGCUGCCACAGCAACUCCCACCACACGAGCAGCCACCAUACCAAUCCCAGCACGCACGCACCGACGCGUAUUGUGAGACAGCAGCAGCAGCAGCUCAGCGAUUCGCCCUUCGCGCGCACGCGGUCUACGCCGGUGCUGGGGGAACGGGGAAGCCCAGGUGCUGGCUGCAGUGACGACGACGCGGCCGCCGCCACCGCCACCGCCACAGCGCAGCGCGACACGCCGAAGUGGGAAAGCCCCUCAUCGGACAAGUGCAGCAGUAACAGUACCGCCACGGCGGCUGCGGCGGCCCUCCACGCCAGCCCGACGGUGAUCGGCUCCGGCGGGAAAGCUAAAGUGGACGCGGCGCCGCGGCUGGACUUUCAUCGCCAGGCAAGCGCCACCGCGUACAUGCGCAGCAACACAGCAGCGGCAGCGGCAACGACGGCGCAGAGCAGCGGAGGCGGCGGCGGCCUCCCACCGACGUCUUGCGGGGCCGCCAACGCGAGCCAGACGGAGGCAAAAAAAGAACGGCGGAAUCGUGAGUUGCCGCAGCGACGCACAGGGGGCGGGGCGGCCGCCACAGGAGCUGCAGCGACGGCGCCCAACAGCCGCAGCAACAUCAACGCGAAUUCUUCGUCUGUGGGCUCGAAUGCAAACGCCCCACGCCGCUCUAAUCUGUCCACGACAACGGCAGCUACAACGACGGCAGCAGCAGCAGCGUCCACGGCGAAGUCGAACCCAUUUCUUCGGAGCAGCACAGCAAGUGGGAGUGCAACUUUGUCGGCUCCUGCCGCGGCGGGCGCCACCAGUGUGGCGCGGGUGACCAGCGGCCACCCUCGCGUGGCGACGAGCACGGCAGACGCGGGCGGCCCGACGUCUCUGUCCACCUCGCAGACGCACAAGCAGUAUCGCAGGCGGCUUUAA